AUGGAUCCUCUAUCUGCACUCGGGGCCGCGGCGGCCAGUGCUCAGUUCGUGGGCUACGCUGUCCAGGGGGCAUUGAAGGUUCGGAAGAUAUGGCAGCAAGUGAAAGAUGCGCCGGCUGGGAUAGAAGACCUACUCAAUCAUGUCGAAAGGGAAAUCUCGAGUCUCAAUAGGCUCACUGAUCCAAAGUCACCCCUUACUUAUCAACUUUCUGAUGAACAAAGGGUACACCUCGCACCAUUUGCGACGGAUGCAGCAGAAGCAAUCAAACGUCUGGAGAAAAUCAUUCGGCCUUUAGCAACCGAGCUCGACUCACUCAAGGAUCAACAUGGUCUUCAUAAAAGAUUCCAGCGCUCGUGGGCGAAACUCAUGACCGCGAAAACUCUGAGAGAAAUCAAGGUGAACCUCGAAGUUAUUGAAAGACUGAACAGCACCUUGAGUCGAGAACUGGAUCGGGAAAUGAAAUACUCUGGCUCAAUAGCACAAUCAUCAUUGAUAGACCAGAACUCCCAGAUCAUGAGGACAACAUCUCUCAUUGCUACCCGCGUCGACAUGACAAACGCUUUCCUACAAAACAUACAAACAUCACAAAUUCGUAGGGAAAGUGAAUUGGACAACUCGAUAGCAUCGUUAUCUCGAAGUCUUACGGAUACAAGCCAAAGCUUUGCUUCUACGGCUAAUCAGGUCACUGAUAUGCAAGAUGAUCUUGGCAUCCUGAGACAAGAGAGCACAAACUCUACACAACUAUUGAGUUUGAUUCAAGAUAGUAUCUCAGAUCCCUCGGUCGGCCUAUCCUCCAAAAUGCAAGCAGGCAACGAACUCAUGAUGCAAUUAUUGAGCCAGCACCAAGAACUGCGCAACGAGCUAGCCAGUGCACUCUCUCGUCCUCAUAACAAGACAAGUAGCGAGCGCCGCAGCCAUACUACAUCAUCACCGACUGGCCCUCUGCCCUCAGAUCCCAAUUCGUUCAGCAGCUCAUAUGAUCUUUUGAAAUGCACCUGCAAAAGAAGACGACUGUCCAGAUUCAAAUUGGUGAAAGUUUCAAACGAAAAUGGACAGACGCGUCAAUGUCCGUUACACGGACCCGUCCGCACCUGGAAUUACCAAGUCAAGGCGAACCUAAGUCCAUUUCUGAACGGUGCGCUGGAACUUACACUUGAUUUUAUCACCAGCCGUCGGGCUUUUUCCCUCUCGCCGUCGUUGAAAUUCCGCGUCGUGGUCAAGCGGUCCGAAAGCCAUUUGUUCCCCUGGUUCGACGGCAUCGAGCGGAUUCUGCGACAAAGAGCCUCGGCAAUACGCAAGGAAUCUCUCAUGUCCGACACGAUGCAAUGGUCGCCCCUCUCGCGAAACAGAAUGGCCAACAUCACCGAGUGCAUGUCAUACCUGGUCCAAGGCGUCCGCCGAUCCAUUGCGCUCGGCUUAGCAUCCGGGUCGGAUACCGAUGAAAAAGGACGGACAUUGCUCUUCGAGAUCUUCUGGCUGUUGGUGCUGCUAGGGCCGGAACGAAGCCAUUUUACCAAAGAAAUUAUCGAGCUCUUGCAGUUGGCCCGCGUGUCGGAUGUUGACAUUGGCGCAACGACUGAUAUGAGUACCUGGUUGAAAGCGCCACCCGGUACACUAAUGGUGUCAACAGCAUUCUUGUUCUAUCAGUUCAGACUAUAUGAUCUCAGUCCAGUCAUUUGUCGAGAAUUCGUCAGCUUCGACAAUCUACUAGAGACGACUCAUUCUCACUCUGACAAUGAUACUGAUCCAAGGUUUUUGAAACUUUUACUUGCCAACCCGGAAGUAGCAGAAGCUGCGGGUUACCCAGAAUUCUCCAUGGCCAUCAUCCGCAGAUCACUUCCAGACACGAUGAAGCUUGCGCAACAGUUCAAGGGAGUAGUACAAUGGUCCUCGGAGUUCUGGGGGCCCGAACUCGCUCUCGGAUGGCCAGAAGGCCUCCAGUUCCUCGCUGAACAGGGGUUUGAUGUUACCCGUGGCUUGCACAUGGCAGCUAGACUCGGCGAUGUUGAGUCCGCCAAGAUUCUCCUGUCUACAGACGCUCCAAUAUUAUUCUCUAACCGCCCUUUGAACUCUUCCGCUGGCCACGAAUGGCUCAUAUCCGCACUUGCAAAGAUUGAUGACGAAGUGUUUCGGUUGUACGCCGAGGAAGUCUGGCGCCGGGGAUCCGAGCUGCGGACACUGGCAUCGUCAUAUCUGCUAGAAAAUCGAAUCGACGAAAUGGUUUUCUAUGGCGAUUCUUCCUGGUUUGGCAGACCGCAACUUUUGGAAGUACUCUCUCGGCAUAUGCAGAUUCCGCCGAAACUCGGAGACGCAUUGAUGGCUUUACCACACUAUAUUCUUGCUUUCACGAUUGGCGAUGAGUGUGUUCGUAUCCACCAGAUUCUGUAUGACAUUGGGUGGGCAGAUGUGGACGCAGGCUACGAGUAUGGCCGGACACCUCUUAUCGAGAUAUGCCGUCAUUUCGUGGCGGACUUGUACCAGCAAAAUUUCCAGAAUUGGCUUGGACUAAUCCUGUGGUUUAUCGAAAAGGGUGCCAACGCAGACUUUCCAGCGAGUGAGACACAGCGAUUAUUCUGGCCUCAUCUGCAAUUCUACUUGGCCGCAGCAUAUCCCAUCGCAAGGUCAGCAAGGUCGAGAGCCACAAGAACCUUGCGCUCAGCCAUCCUCGAGUCUUGCGAUGCCCCCGUGGUAUCAGACGGGUGCAAAUGCUUUUGUUCAACCAAGGGCUGCAUCGCACCCUUCCUGCUGUGGCGCUGCCAACCACUUGGAUAUUCCUUGAACCACUCUAACUGCCAUCGUCGCGAUCGUCUCAAGUGGAUCGGCCUGCGAGAUUGGCUGACGGCUUGGAAGCUGCCCACCAUUGAGAGACAACGCUCUUACCGAGAAAUCUGCCGGCUCGAAGUGUUUGACCGUUUGGGGGGCAGACACACCUGUUGCGCAACUUAUGGGCGCAUCUCCUGGGACGCUGAGGAUGAAACGACAGAUUUGGCGGAAGAGAUGCGUCAAAACAAGGGAGAGAUUGCCGAGAUUCGCGCCGAAGAUAGGCCUUUGGCCGAACAACUCCAUCUGACCAUGUAUUGGUAUAAGCAGUUGCAGAGAGUACUUCGUUAUAGCCAUGUGUUCGACUUCUGUGUUCAUCUGCCAAAGGAUAUCAAGUUGCUAACUUAG
This is a messenger RNA of Pestalotiopsis fici W106-1, 3168 nucleotides long. RefSeq lists its product as uncharacterized. The transcript is spliced from 7 exons. The record is from RefSeq and is a predicted model, not a curated record. The coding region runs from base 1 to 3168 and encodes 1055 amino acids. Lineage: Eukaryota; Fungi; Ascomycota; Sordariomycetes; Amphisphaeriales; Sporocadaceae.